Molecule: messenger RNA, 3456 nt
Organism: Vitrella brassicaformis
Lineage: Eukaryota; Vitrellaceae
Source: the annotation of a GenBank genome assembly
GUUAUGAGUGUCUGUUGGUUCCGAUUCGCACCGCACGUGAUCAAAAGAAAUAUGGAGAGUGUGCGCCUCGCCAGUGCCUAUACAUGCAAAAGCAAACCACCCACGCCACGCAAAAGCAUCAGAAGGCCAUGUCAUGUGUACACACGGACAGGAAAAGUAACGUCCAAAUAGACCAUCCCACCGUUCGUCAACUAUCGGUCUUGUCUCGGGUCUGUCUACACUUUCAUGUCAGUCUCCCCUCGUCUGGCUCUGUGUCCCUCGUCGCCUCAGCCAAGUCAGCACGGAGGGUCGCUAGAAACGAAUCUAGCUCCGCCAGGCUCGCCUCAAGAUGCUCAUAGCUAGCCACACCACGCCCCUCGCCACCUUGCGUAUCGUCGGUGUCCUCCUGGAAGCGAAGGGAUCCUUGCACCGAUAUGCUCAGCAGCUGGGGAGGCUCCAGCGAUGCAUGGCCGUGAGACUCGCCUGCCUGGCCUGACGCCGCCCCGGAUCCUUGGGAUGGGGGAAGCUCCCGGUCGUCGUGUGUCGGGACGAUGUCUGGCGGGGCCGAGAUGGCGGCCGGCGAGUCUCCGGGGUGCCGCAGGGAACGGCCUGGCUCGGCAGAUGGCGGCUGGGAAGCCGACUGCUGAACCGCAGCCACGUCGUUCUUGACACUACGAUCAAUCUGAAGGAAUGGACACACACCCCAUCGAUGAACGCGACGUGUUCCAUCCAUCGUGCAUUCAUCUCAGAUUUCGGGUGCGGGCAUGCCAUGUGUUGGAUGCGAUGUGUUGUGUUGGAGUAGUGUUUACUCACUUGUUCCAGCUGGUUGUCAAUCUCCGCCAGAAGCCUCUCUAUCUGAACACACAAAUAAAUCAGAGACGGGUGUGGUCGGGUCGCAGCAAGGUGAGGGAACGCGAACUGACUUGUCCUGUCUGUCACUCACCUCCGCUGUCUCUAUGCUGGCAGGUGAGGCCUCGUCUCCCUGGCCAACACGACCCCACUGCCCGGCUCCCACCCCACCCGACACAUCCCCGUGCACACUGGCCGGCAGCGAAGGGGAAGGAGCCUGUACCGGCGGUUGGGGAAGAGCCACACGGACCUGAACACCGGAUGCUGCUGUAUGGUCCGCACUCGUCGUCACAUCCCCAUGGGCCAUCCUCUCCCUGUCCUGCGGCCUCUGCUUGUCCUCCUGAUCGGCGGCACGCUUGACUCUGCGGCGCUGCUUCGGAAGUGGCACUCCCACGCCCGCACCCGCACGCACGCCUACACCCACAUCAGCACCUUUCUUGUGAGAAGACUUGACGGCGGCCUCCUCCGCGGCCGACUUGCCCUGGACAGGCCGCUUCGUCUUGUGUGUCUGGGGAGGUGCCCGCACCCCUACAGCCGACAGGUGACUCGGAUACCUCCCGUUUGUCGCCUCCGCGGCCGUCUUGCCCCCCACGUUGUAUGUCUGUGCGAUCGUUCUGGCCUUUGGCGGGGCGCUGCCUGCCUGAGGCGCUUUGGUGGUGGCUGCCGGUCGCGUGGCCUUGGGAGCAGAUGAAGGACGGGUGGAUGCAGGACGCACCGUGGUCUUGGGGCGCCUGGGGACGAUGCGCAAGGGGGAGGACGGAGGGGGUGGCGGAGGCCGAAGACUGGGACCACCAGUUGACGGGCGAGCAGGGGGUGGGGGCGCCUUCGCCUUGAGAUCCCUCGUUCGUCGAUUGGCAUCAUAGCGCGGUCGGUCCGAUGGGGUCUGCGCCCGCUUCUCCCUGGGCAGCUGUGGCACGGGCAGCUGCCCGGACAUGCUCUGGCCUCCCUGACCCGCCUCUCUCCUGACCGGCACACUAGCGGCGCUCCUGCGGGGAUCCGAUAGACGCUGCGCCGCGGUCUGGUGUCCCUUCAGUGGCUGGAUGGGCUUGCCCGCCGUCUGUGGUGUGGACCUCGCACUGGCUGGCCGUGGUCUGCUGAGAGAAAGGUCUCCCUGCAGGGGCACGGCAGACUUGCCUCCAGCCAGCCCAACGCCCGACAGCCCUCUCACAUGCGCCAACACUGGGACCGCCGCCUUAGCCGACGAGGUGGGGACGGAGGGGCCCCGACACGACGACGGACGAGCGGGCGAAAUCAGGUUGAGGUGCGACUUCUGGAUCAGCGGUGAGAAGAUAGGGAGCCCAGGGAUGCUGGCAGGGGUGAGAGAACGGGGAAGGACGGUGGAUUGACUGGGCUGCGCAGGGACGCCCAUCACCACUGUGUCGCGGCGGAGGACCGGCAAAGAGUGGGAGCGAAUGAGGGGACCUCGGGAAGCCGACGACACAGGAGGCUGAGAGGGGCCGGCCACCGCCGCGGUGACAGUCCCGGACGCCCGCGCAGGCUGAGUUUGUGGCUCUACUCUCGUCAAAUCCUCCACCUGCACUCCCUGCUCCUUCACGGCUUUGCUCGGCGCCUUCCGCACUGCCUUCUUGGCACCCCGACCCGCAGCCUUGCCCACCACCCUGCCGCCCUUCUUGGCCUCAGCAACCACCUUCCGACGGUCGUCCGAUUUGCUGUCCACCCACCGAAUGCCCUCUAGGCCAGCACCAGCAGAACCCUCGCGCGCUGUGACGUCAACGCUUGCCAUGUCGGUGGAAACAGAUGGCGCAGGGCGAGCCGGCUCUGCGGCUGCGACCCGGGCCUUACAGGGCGCGGGGGGCCAGAACAGGCCUUCGGGGGAGCGGCUGUGACGGUGAUAUGGGAGGUGUGACGGCCAAGGUGCGUCCAGAUCGACGAUUUUUCUACCUGAAAAAGGAAACAGGACAGAAGAAUCAUCACAGACGGUAAUCCUUCGCGUGUCCUUUUCAGUGACCGAGUAGAGCGUCCUUGGAUUGGGGGUUUGCGUCGUCGGCGCCGGCAGCUGGCCGCACGGGCGUCGGGCUGCACAGCACGGUCCUUCCCGCUGCCCUCAGACUUGCAUGCGGAGGCUUGGUGAGGGCAGUGAACGAUUGUCCAGUGGCCGCCACUCCUCUAGGACGCUCGCCAUCCAUCAGGUGGUCCACGUGCGUCAGAGGCCGCCCCUUGUCUUGAUCCAACCCCAGCUGAGCAUCCGACACAUGCAUGCCUCGGUAAGCUGCCUCUCCCGCCAGACGCAAGCUCUCCCUGGGGUGGUCCAACAUCCGAUGCCUCUCAUGACUAUCAGCGGCAGCCGAGGACGGCCGUUUCGCCCUGUCGGGGAGCUCAUCGCUCCAGUAAGGCUGCUCAAACUCCACACGUCCGCCAGCGGUGGUCAGCGGGAGCACUCCACCGCUCUCGUAUCUCCGCGACGACACCAGCGGCCUCACAGCGUCACCUCUUUCGACGUUUCGCACCGGCGAGGGCGGCAUGAGAGGCAUAGUCGACGUCAAGACCGGUGAUGCGGGCAGUUCAUGAGCCGGUGCUACAUCUGGUGCAGGCUGGAGGAUGAAUCGGCGGUGCAGCUCGGGAGGGGACUGGAGAUUGCCCAACAUCACGCUUCUCUGUGCCCUCCGC